CCCUGAGUAGUGGAGAUUGGCAAUCCUGGUUGAUUGUAAACACAGGGAGACCCACCUAAGUCUUCUCAUUUAUUAUUUAGUGUUUCUCUCCUUCAUUUCUUAACAGUUUCACCUCAUUUUCUCAGUGAAAACUCUAGACACGUGAAUGGAUAGCCACGAAUAGAGUGGACAGAUCGAGUAUCACUUCCAUUGCAGGAAUUCGGGAGGCAAAAAAUACAUAAUUUGUGUAGGCCUAGGUUAAGCUGCACCAUGGCAUGUGGAGGCUGGGAAGGAGGUGUUGAUCCAGGCCAGCUCGAGGCACGCCUAAGAGCGGGAAUUGAAGCAGACAGACGCUAUGCAGCGGAAAAUUCUGCCAAAAUCCGUGCCAUCCACUCAGCUCCUACCUACGAUGAGUUUAGACAGCUUGUGUUGGGGACCCAUUUGAAGCCACUUGAUCGAAAUGACAAGAAUAAGGUUCGUCCGUCCAUUUGGAACUCCAUAGCAUCAUCGGCAACAAAGAAGUGUAGCAAAUUAACACCCCAUGAUACUGAAAAUUCUGUAUAUCCUACUGAUGUUCAGUAUGAUGUAAACAAUCCACCCAGUACAACUGAGGGCCUUGUCCAGCUGUGGGAGAGACUAGAUCUUGCGGAGAGACUGGAACUGCUGAGGAAUCUCACGGCACAGUCUACAGAGAGGUUGGCUGGGGGCUUGGUGGCUGGGGGUCUUUUAGGAGACGCAAUCACCACUCUGCUCGCAUUCACGCCAACCGUCAGCGAUGUCGUCAUGGUGGUCAAUAUGCUACAGGCUCUAACACUGGCUAAAAGGUUCACCCUGAGCGUAACCUUAGUAUGUGGAGAGGAGCGAUGGGCAUGGGGACGCCUGCUGGAGAAGCUGCAGCUAGCCAUCUCGGAAAGGCCACAAGAUCUUGCCGAAUUAAAUGUCACUGAGUGGACUCUGGCCCAGCUGAAGCUCAAGUUUAAUCUUUAGAGUAUUCACUCUGAAAUCAUACAGAUGUUCAUGUCUUAUUUGCAAUAUUUAUGUUCUGUACUUAAGAAAAUGUUGCUGGAGUAGUUGGUAAGAGGUUACUUUUUUAUGGAUUUUCAUCCCUUGAAAUGAAGAGCUUUUCUGAUUAACGUCAAUUCAUUUUGCUAGCAGUGAAAGGAUGAUCAUAUGUGGAAUGGUACAGUAUCUAUUUAUAACAGUUCAAUUAUGUGUGUAGUGUUUUGAAGGAUAAUGAUAUCUAGUGCAGUCGAAGUUCAAAAAUCUAUGUGUCACUUUGAUUUCAUAUUUCAAGUAUCCAACAACUUGUAACAUUUAGGUUGUAGUUUGUAAAUUUGCUCUUCAAAAAAUCACUUAUGCUUUUCUUGGCACACAUUUUGUCAGUUUGUGUUGAUUUGCCUUGUACAAAAAUUACUCAGACUCUUUAGCUUAAACAAGUGUAAAAUCUUAGGAAUACCUUCCAAGAUGAAAAAAGCUGUAUGCUUUAGAGGAGGCAUACUUUCCUGACUUUUAAGAAUAAAAAAAGGGGGGAGAUAAAAAAAUGCUGUAAACACUAGGCAGAGUUGCUAUGUGAAUCUUUGCUGAAUGAUGUGUUAUUAGAUGGCUAUGGAUUUACUAAAGGGAGGCUAUAUCUAUGAACACUUAGAUGCAAACACUGCAGUGACACAUUUAUGGUUAUUACAUUCUGACUCUCAGAUUUUUGAACUUUGAAUGUUGUAAGAAGAUCUUGGUUUUCUUAUUUUUAUAAACUUUAUGUUUGAUGAAUAACAUCAUUGGAAGAUUGUCUGAAUAGUGACUUUUUCUACAAGACUGAAUGUGUGAAUGUUAUUUGUAAGGGAAAUAAUUCAUUGCAUUUUCACAUUCUUAUACAAGAUGAGGCUAUAUUCAUAUGUGUUUUGUCCUGAUAUAUAUUUUGUUGCAUAUUUUGUUAUAAACUUUACCAACAAUCAGACCUUGGAUUUUCAUGCAGAGAAACUGACCUAAAUGUAUAAGUAGUUGUGAUAAUAAGCAGUGGAAAAGAAGUACAGAGGCUUCCUGUGAACUGAAUUAAUAGGGCAGUGGUUCUUUAUAUAUUUAUCAAAACAAUUUUUACUAUUCAGAUGACUACAUAACUAUAUAUACAUGCUUAAAAGUCAUGGAACUUUUGAUCAGUUUUGUAGCAGGUAUAAUGUGAAAAUGAGCACUGUUGAAAUCUGAAAAAAUUCAUGA
Messenger RNA from Penaeus vannamei (Pacific white shrimp), 2187 nucleotides. Its product is annotated as coiled-coil domain-containing protein 103. Gene Ontology annotation, biological process: epithelial cilium movement involved in extracellular fluid movement; inner dynein arm assembly; determination of left/right symmetry. Gene Ontology annotation, cellular component: outer dynein arm. NCBI's taxonomy places the organism in Eukaryota, Metazoa, Arthropoda, Malacostraca, Decapoda, Penaeidae. The record is from RefSeq and is a predicted model, not a curated record.